Cornus florida is the source of this 1683-nucleotide messenger RNA. Its product is annotated as serine carboxypeptidase-like 34. The coding region runs from base 55 to 1503 and encodes 482 amino acids. The record is from RefSeq and is a predicted model, not a curated record. Gene Ontology annotation, biological process: proteolysis. Gene Ontology annotation, molecular function: serine-type carboxypeptidase activity. Gene Ontology annotation, cellular component: vacuole. The transcript has 10 exons. NCBI's taxonomy places the organism in Eukaryota, Viridiplantae, Streptophyta, Magnoliopsida, Cornales, Cornaceae.
AAAAUAAAAUAAAAUUGAAAGUGUGUGUGUGUUUUGUUUUUGCUAGCUAGCUCCAUGGUAUCUUCUUCAAUGAAUGUUCUUCUUCUUCUUAUUGUGUUGACUAUAAACUUGGCUACAGUGACUGUGGCUAGGUCCGGUGGACUGAGCUGGGAGGUCUUAUCGGAACAAGAAGCCGAUCGGGUUGUGAGACUUCCCGGGCAGCCUCCGGUGAGUUUCAAGCAAUAUGCAGGAUAUGUUACAGUCAAUCAAACUCAUGGAAGAGCACUAUUCUAUUGGUUUUUCGAAGCCAUGGAAAAACCCGAAAAGAAACCUCUCCUUCUGUGGCUCAAUGGAGGCCCAGGAUGCUCAUCAAUUGGAUAUGGUGAGGCAGAGGAGUUAGGCCCGUUCUUCCCUCAGAAAGGCCAACCAGAGCUUAAAUUCAACAACUACACGUGGAAUAGAGUGGCCAACUUGUUGUUUGUGGAGUCCCCUGUUGGUGUUGGAUUUUCUUAUACAAACACCAGUAGUGAUAUCAAGCAACUAGGUGACAGUAUUACAGCCAAGGAUUCAUACAUAUUUCUAGUAAACUGGUUUAAAAGGUUCCCCCAAUACAAGUCCCAUGACUUCUACAUUUCCGGAGAAAGCUAUGCAGGGCAUUAUGUCCCGCAGCUAUCAGAAUAUAUUUUCGACAGUAAUAAGAAUGUUUCCAAGGAAGAUUACAUAAACCUGAAGGGUUUCAUGGUCGGGAAUGCACUGUUAGAUGACGAAACAGAUCAGACGGGGAUGAUCGAUUACGCUUGGGACCACGCUGUGAUAUCGGAUCGAGUGUAUAAGGAUGUAAAGAGCAAAUGCAACUUCAGCGAAGAAAAUCCAUCUGAUGACUGCAAUAACGCCUUGAAUGAGUAUUUUGCUGUUUACGACAUCAUAGACAUGUACAGCUUGUAUACGGCAACCUGUGUCGAUAGCAACUUCAGCAGCACUAGACAACUUCGUCCCAUCAUCCAAGGCAUUGCUCCCCAAUUAUUUUCCAAAAUUAAUGGUUGGCACAAGAGACCAACAGGUUAUGACCCCUGUGCAUCAGACUACACUGAGGUAUACAUGAAUAGACCAGACGUUCAAGAAGCACUCCAUGCAAAUGUCACCAAUAUUCCCUACCCAUGGACUCACUGCAGUGAUAAUAUCACAUUUUGGGGUGAUGCACCAGCCUCCAUUCUUCCAAUUAUCAAAAAGCUUAUAGCGGGAGGCCUCCGAGUAUGGGUAUACAGUGGAGAUACGGAUGGAAGAAUUCCGGUGACGUCGACAAGAUUAACGUUGAACAAGCUUGGAUUGAACACCACUGAAGAAUGGUCGCCUUGGUACACUAAACACAAACAGGUUGGAGGGUGGACAAUAAUGUACGAUGGGCUGAUGUUUGUCACGGUGAGAGGAGCAGGACAUGAAGUUCCAAGUUUUAAGCCCUGGAAAGCCCUUCAACUAAUUAGCCACUUCUUGGCCAAUAAAAAAUUGCCAUCUGCACCAUUUUAGUAUUGCAAAUAAUUUUAGUUUUUUUUUGAGCCUCCCAUUUACAUGAAGAAAGCAAUUUAUCUCUUCAUUUACAAGUGAGAUUCGAGAGGAACAAUUUGAUUUUAUUUCAAGUAACAAUAAAUGUAGUGAAAUGAAGGCAUCAAAUUUGAUGUGAUCAAAUAUCAAGUAGUUUUGGCUCAA